ACUUCCGUUUAUCUUCCUGUUUAUGUCAUCUAACGAGCCCAGUACCCAUUCAUUGACUGUACCAAAACCACAGUGAAUCAAUCGUCUUGCCAACAUUUCGCCAGCGGUUCCUGUCGUAUGGAAGCACUGGAUCAAGCAGCAGAAAUCAGACUUUCUACAUUUCCCUUCAAAAUGGAAUUUCCACCUCAGAAAUUUUAGCAGAUGGCAAGCAUCCAACCAGAAUGCUACAUCAUUUUAGGCCUCAAUCAUUCCCCUGAAAAACUACAAAUUCUCCACUGCUGUUCCAAGUGAGCCAGCAAACGCAUGUCGCGAAUCAGGACCACCCUUGACAGUGUCACCAAGGCAGUAGGCAGCACGGACCUCAUCUCCAAGUUCUCCCGCCUCAAGCCCGGCAGUGCCUCAGUUGACAGCACAAAUGCGGAGAAAGCUCUUGUCAAAGCUGAGAUCUUAACCGCCAACAACACAGCUGCUGCUCCACCACCUGAAACCACCAUGAAGGAAGAAGAAGAAGACAACAACUGUGAGAGGAAUAAAGCAGAGGAAGAGCAAAUCACAGAAGAACCGUUUGUCUCCACAAAGAAGUCCCCGUCGAGUUUAGCUUCAGCAGCAACUUUGUCUGCAGCAAGCUCUUCCUCAACUGUGGCUAAACAAACUAUGCAGCUGUUUCACCCAGCUGCUCUGUCCACCAACAUGGAUGAGACUUACAGAACUCUGGCUCAGCACAUCAAUGACUACUUUGGCACUAGCACACAAGUGGAAGGAGGAGACAGUAAGACAAUGCAGGGACACAAAGUAGAAGAUGAGCAUGUGUCUGAGCCCUUUCUCAGCUCAAUUCCUCAAAAAUCUAAGGACCACAUUCCUAUUUUGUCUCCAGUGGCAGAGGCUAAACGCACUGAAGCACCCACAACAUCUCCUCCUCCUUCAGAGAAGCCAUGUUCUCCAGUAGACACACUUUCUCCUGACACCCCUGUACCCGAAAGUGCACCUCAGCCCGUCCCUGCGCCCACUACCUCUCCUAGAAAAGGCUUCACCCACUAUCUUUCCUAUCCCCGACCCAGCGUCCAGGCAUUUGUCGGCAGCUACAUUGCACCGCUGGUGCCCAAAUUCAGAGGGGAUUCAAAAAGCAUUGCAGCUGAAAAAGAAAAACCACAAGCGGUCGCUGUGGAGGAGUCCGCUUUGGUGAAGGAAAAAGAGAAGACAGAGAGUGAGGAGGAUGAAGAAAAGAAAGUGAAGCAACAGCUGUUGAUGCAAAGAGAAAAGAUAAUAGCCAGAGUGAGUGUAGAUGGCAGAACCAGAGCUCUGGUGAAAGGCCUGCAGAGAGUCACUGAUGUCAAACUUCUCACCAGUCGAGUGGAGGAGCUCAGCAACCACCUCCUGGAGUUCCCUGAGACACGCGGUGUCGCUGUCAAGGAGAGCCUGUUGCCCUCCCUGCUGCGUUUGCGCCAAGCCAGGGAUCUUUCUCUUCAGGCAGCUGUGAGGGAGGCGCUGGCCCUGGGUGGCUACAGCGAUCCAGUCAAAGGCAGAGGGAUUCGGGUGUUGGCAAUAGAUGGAGGUGGAACAAGGGGACUUCUGGCUCUACAGACUCUCCAAAAACUGCAGAACUUGACCGGCAAACCAGUCCACCAACUCUUCGACUACAUCUGUGGAGUCAGCACAGGGGCCAUAUUGGCUUUCAUGCUGGGGAUUUUUCAGAUCCCUUUAGAGGAGUGUGAGGAGAUGUACAGGAAGCUCGGCGCUGAUGUGUUCAAACAGAACGUCAUAGUUGGAACGGUUAAAAUGGGCUGGAGCCAUGCUUUCUAUGACAGCGAAAUAUGGGAAAACAUCCUCAAGGAAAGGAUGGGCGAUGGGAUUAUGAUUGAGAGUGCCAGGGACCCAAAAUGUCCUAAAGUGUCAGCAGUGAGCGCCAUUGUGAACAGGGGUUUACCUCUGAAGGCCUAUGUGUUUAGGAACUACAGACUCAUGCCAGGAGUGAGAUCCCACUACCUUGGAGACUGCAAACACAAAAUGUGGCAGGCCAUCAGAGCCUCGUCUGCUGCUCCUGGAUACUUCCAGGAAUUUGUGCUGGGAAAAGAUCUCCACCAGGAUGGAGGACUUCUAAUCAACAACCCCACAGCGUUGGCCAUCCAUGAGUGUAAGUGUCUGUGGCCCAACACACCUCUACAGUGCGUGCUGUCUUUAGGCACCGGGCGGUACGAGACCGCAGGCAAGAACAGCACAGCUUACACCAGUCUCAAGGCAAAGCUCACCAACGUUAUCAGCAGUGCCACAGACACAGAAGAGGUACACACCAUGCUAGACGCCCUCCUGCCCCCUGACACCUACUUCCGCUUCAACCCCUACAUGACCGAGGACAUCCCGUUGAACGAGAACCGCACAGAUAAGCUAAACUUCCUCAAAGACGAGGGGGAGCGCUACCUGGAGCGCAACGAGGCCAAGCUGAAGAAGGCCGCCAGCGUGCUGUGCCAGGAGAAGAGCACCAUCCAGAGAGUGGCCGAGUGGGCCAAGCUCAAAGCUGACAUGUACGAGGGGCUUCCCUUUGUCUCCAAGCUGUAGGUGUUGGUUUGGCAACACGAGUGAACACAAGAUUUUUUUUUUUUUAAGGUAAGACGACAUGUAGUGAAAAAACUUCAAAGACCUGAUAGAGGAAGUGUUGGAAGGAGAACAAAUGGACACUGUUUUCUGCAUCUUGUGUGGUUUCAUUAUCAUCUACCUGAGGACUUUUAAGAAAAUGUAAUUAUUUUUUAAAAAAGGACAUUAAUAUUAUAUAAAGAACAGGGUGAGUGAAUGAUGGAUACAGAAUGUUAUAAAAUAAUUCAGCAGGUUUGACACUAUGAAGGGAGAAAGAAGAAGUUCAUUAAAGUGUGAAUUUUAAAAUGUUUUGGAAUGCACAAAGACAAUAUUGUGGUUUCAAUACAUAAGAAUUUAGUCAGGAACUACUGGUUAAGGACUUCCUUUACAUUUCAGUAACUUGAAUACAAUAUUGCACAAUGACUGCCUAUUUUUAACACUGUACAGAAGACAGACCUCAUGCACUUUGUAAAGUAGGAUUCUUAAAGAACUAUACAUAAUAUUUGAAGUAAUUGUAACUUAUUUGAAUGCUUCAGCUGUAAUUAAAUAAUGAGACAAAAUAAGUACUACUAAUCAUUCAUUUCAUGUUCUUGUGUCGAGUCGACACAAACCGUGUAACCGCUCCGAAAUCUCUUCUGAUCAAGUAUCAGAAUGUGAUUAUUGUUUUCCUCUUUGCACAAAGCAUGCUCUCCAUUGUGGCCAUAUUAUCAAGCUUAUAGAGCUUUUGCCUUUAACCUUGAUCAAGCCUGAUGAAUUCCUCAGUCUGGAAACUUUUUUUUUUUUUUUACUGUGAGCAUCUUUGUAGUUCUAUUUUGAUGCUUAGUGGAAUGCGAAAGAGAAAAUUGUGUCUUGAAAAAAUAAAACCUGGUUUUUAAAACCUUGA
Messenger RNA from Notolabrus celidotus (New Zealand spotty), 3451 nucleotides. It is a transcript of the gene pnpla8, whose product is annotated as patatin-like phospholipase domain containing 8. The coding region runs from base 304 to 2553 and encodes 749 amino acids. NCBI's taxonomy places the organism in Eukaryota, Metazoa, Chordata, Actinopteri, Labriformes, Labridae. The transcript is spliced from 10 exons. Gene Ontology annotation, cellular component: membrane. Gene Ontology annotation, biological process: arachidonate metabolic process. The record is from RefSeq and is a predicted model, not a curated record.